ACCGUUCUCUUUCUAAAAAAACAAGCUGUCUCUUCUUCUUCAUCUCGCUAUAGCUCCUGAACUCGCCGGCGGCAGUUGUGACUCCAUCGCCGUCUCUUCCAGCUACCGGAAACCUUCUCUCCGGCGUCCUUUUCAAGCACAUCCUUUCACCAUUGAUCUACUUAGGUCAUAAGAUUUCUCAAGAAACGGAAUGAUCUCAACAAGACCACUCCGUCAGCAAAGCGCAUCUCUAGUCGAACAAAUUCUAACAAUUAUAAUUCAAAACAGACCUUUCGACGCCAAAUUAGCAGCUUCAAUCGUCAAUCCUACACAAACAUGGACUGUCGAUACUGUUUCCGAGGUUCUUCAAUCAAUACCUAGAUUCUUCUUCCAAUCAUCUCGUUCAAUUGGCCGCCAGAAAACCUUCCGUCACCGAACACCUAUUAAGCAGAGGAAACUUCAACUAGAAUCAAAGAGAAUCCGUAAAGGUAUCCUCGUUCUCGGUCCAUCUGCUCAUAGAGAUCCUAACAAUGUGAAGCUAGGUUUGGACAAGGCAUUGGAGUUCUUCUAUUGGCUGGAGAAUCGAUUUGGAUUCAUACACAAUGAAAGAACCUGCAGAGAUAUGGCUUGCGUUCUUGCUAAAGGUAACAGAUUAAACACUCUUUGGAAUUUCUUGAAAGAAAUGUCGGAUAGAGAAGAUAGUAAGGUAGGGAAACUAGUAACAACCAUGACCAUAACCUGUUUGAUAAAAGUCCUAGGAGAAGAAGGGUUAGUCGCGGAAGCAUUAACCGCGUUUUACAGAAUGAAACAAUUCUACUGCAGACCAGAUGUUUGUUCAUACAAUACGAUAAUUCACGCUCUUUGUAGAGUUGGGGAUUUCAAAAAAGCCAAGUUUUUAUUAGAACAGAUGGAAUUACCCGGUUUUAGAUGCCCUCCAGAUACAUUCACAUACACUAUACUCAUCAGUUCUUACUGUAAACAUGCUAUGCAAACUGGAUGCAAGAAGGCUAUUAGGAGGAGAAUGUGGGAAGCUAAUCACUUGUUUCGCAUUAUGGUUUUCAAAGGGUUUAUACCUGAUAUAGUAACGUAUAACUGUUUGAUCGACGGUUGUUGCAAGACUCAUAGGAUAGAGAGGGCACUCGAAUUGUUCAAUGAUAUGAAGAAGGUGAAGGAGAAGGAGAAGAAUGAGGAGAUGUAUUGUGUUCCGAAUAGAGUUACUUAUAAUUCGUUUAUUAGAUAUUAUAGUGCAGUGAAUGAGAUUGAUAAAGCGGUUGAAAUGUUGAGAGCGAUGGGAGAAGAACCGAGUUCGAGUUCUUAUACUCCUAUAAUACAUGCUAUGUGUAGAGCGGGUAGGGUUUUGGAGGCUAGAGAUUUUCUUGUUGAGUUAGUGAAGGGGGGUUCGGUUCCUAGAGAAGAUACGUUUAAGUUGGUUUGCAAGGUAUUGGAUGAAGCGGGAGAGGAGGAUUUAUUGGAUGGUGAAAUAAGGCGGAAAAUUGGAGAUGGUAUAAGAAAUAGAUAUGAUUAUGUUAGGAAAGUUAAACCGAUUAUGGUUCAUCAAUAAGAAGAUUAGAUAAUCAUAUUUAUGAUUGUGGUUUGAUUCCUUUUCACUUUCAU
This is a messenger RNA of Impatiens glandulifera, 1593 nucleotides long. RefSeq names its product pentatricopeptide repeat-containing protein At1g77405. The transcript has 2 exons. Bases 191 to 1540 code for a protein of 449 amino acids. Lineage: Eukaryota; Viridiplantae; Streptophyta; Magnoliopsida; Ericales; Balsaminaceae. The record is from RefSeq and is a predicted model, not a curated record. Gene Ontology annotation, molecular function: protein binding.